GUCUCCGGGCUCGUUGGUCUUGGCUCUUCGUGCCGCGCGGGCCCCGGCUCCCGGGGCCUCAGCCGCUCCGCUUGGGUGCCAUCUGCGGGCUCCUUGCUCUGCUUGAAGCCCUGGCCCCGGCGGCCAGGGCAUGGACCAGGGGCGUGGUGCGAGGCGGCUUCUCGUGUGGCCCUGACCUGCACCGACUUCAGCAUGAAGACGCUCAUAGCAGCUUAUUCUGGGGUCCUGCGAGGUGAGCGUCGGGCCAAGGCUGCCCGAAGUGAGAGCUCCAGUGGAAGAUCUGUGUUGACCCGUGAAGGGUCUGGGAGAUGGGGUACUGGCUCCAGCAUCCUCUCCGCCCUCCAGGAUCUCUUCUCUGUCACCUGGCUGAAUAGAUCCAAGGUGGAAAAGCAGCUGCAGGUCAUCUCAGUACUACAGUGGGUCCUGUCCUUCCUUGUGCUGGGAGUGGCCUGCAGUGCCAUCCUCAUGUACACAUUCUGCACUGACUGCUGGCUCAUCGCUGUGCUCUACUUCACCUGGCUGGCCUUUGACUGGGACACGCCCAAGAAAGGUGGCAGGAGAUCACAAUGGGUACGAAACUGGGCUGUGUGGCGCUACUUUCGAGACUACUUUCCCAUCCAGCUGGUGAAGACGCACAACUUGCCAACCACCAGGAACUAUAUCUUUGGCUACCAUCCCCAUGGCAUCAUGGGCCUAGGUGCCUUCUGCAACUUCAGCACAGAAGCUACAGAAGUGAGCAAGAAGUUCCCCGGCAUAAGGCCCUACCUGGCCACGCUGGCUGGCAACUUCCGGAUGCCUGUGCUGCGGGAAUACCUGAUGUCCGGAGGCAUCUGCCCUGUCAACCGGGACACCAUAGACUAUUUGCUGUCGAAGAAUGGGAGUGGCAACGCUAUCAUCAUCGUAGUGGGGGGUGCAGCCGAGUCCCUGAGCUCCAUGCCUGGCAAGAACGCAGUUACUUUGAAGAACCGCAAAGGCUUUGUGAAACUGGCCCUGCGCCAUGGAGCCGACCUAGUUCCCAUCUACUCCUUUGGGGAGAAUGAGGUGUACAAGCAGGUGAUCUUUGAGGAGGGCUCCUGGGGCCGGUGGGUGCAGAAGAAGUUCCAGAAGUACAUCGGCUUUGCCCCAUGCAUCUUCCAUGGCCGGGGCCUCUUCUCCUCCGACACCUGGGGGCUGGUGCCCUACUCCAAGCCCAUCACCACUGUUGUGGGUGAGCCCAUCACCAUCCCCAAGGUGGAGCACCCGAGCCAGCAGGACAUUGACCUGUACCACGCCAUGUACAUGGAUGCCCUGGUGAAGCUCUUUGACAAGCACAAGACCAAGUUUGGCCUGCCGGAGACCGAAGUCCUGGAGGUGAACUGAUCCAGCCCUUGGAAGGAACCAGCUGCAAAGUGUUUUCUACCGAGUUCUCAAGUGCUUUUUGUUCUGUAAAUUUGGAAGCGUCAUGGGUGUCUGUGGGUUAUUUAAAAGAAAUUAUAAUUUGUUAAACCAUUACAAUGUUAGGUGUUUUUUAAGAAGGAGUAAGUCAAUAUUUUAAGCUUUUUCACUUCCAGUGUGUCCUGUUCUAGGUGGUGGCUAAUAUAUCUGGGACUUUGUGGGUUUCUCAACCAAACCCCCUGGUUCCUCUCCUAAAAUGACAGAGAAAACUCCGUUCUGUUAAUUGGGGAAGGAUGGCCAUUAAUAGUUCAGGCCUAUUAGAUGGUUCAUCUUCGCUCCUAGGCAUGAGAGGAAGAGGCCAUUUCUAACAAACGCCUCUAUCCCCACCACCCCAUGCCCAGGGGAAGAGGUGGAGCGCACAGCUGUCCCCACUUUGGAAGGGCAGUGGCGAGCACCUGCAGUGGUCUAGCUCGAGUCUCCUCUCAGCCCCUGACCCUACCCUUAGUCUGUCAAAUCUGAGCCUAGACCAGCUGCCUGUGACAAUGUGCUGAGGACAGCACUGUCACAGAGAUACCAUCUCUCGAAUCCUCCAGCCCUGUGUGCUGUUGGAGUAACUGACUCUGCUCAGGAAGCUGAUGGCAGGAACUGCACAGACUCAGCCUUGUCCUAGAGCAGGUCCUUCCCUGCGGCCUGGGUUUGCACGGGCCACGCCUUGAGUCUGGUGUAAGGGAAGGUCCCUCUUCUGUCCACAGAAGGGCCUGGCCGUGUGCAUAGCACACUGGGUCCAGGACAGGAGGUCCUGAACACAGGCCUCAUAUUUGUGCCUUCCUGAGGGGCUUGGAGCUAGCGAGGCAUCCCAGCCCCUCCUCUGUGUGUUUUCUCUCCAUGAGAUCAUUGUACCAUGUCAGACUUUUGUAUAUUCCUAGAUAAAUAAACGGACAAAAGAACCCAC
Octodon degus (degu) is the source of this 2326-nucleotide messenger RNA. It is a transcript of the gene Dgat2, whose product is annotated as diacylglycerol O-acyltransferase 2. The record is from RefSeq and is a predicted model, not a curated record. The transcript is spliced from 8 exons. Gene Ontology annotation, biological process: triglyceride biosynthetic process. Gene Ontology annotation, cellular component: endoplasmic reticulum membrane. Gene Ontology annotation, molecular function: diacylglycerol O-acyltransferase activity. Bases 193 to 1359 code for a protein of 388 amino acids. NCBI's taxonomy places the organism in Eukaryota, Metazoa, Chordata, Mammalia, Rodentia, Octodontidae.